GGGGUCGCGGAGUUGCUUUGUGGGGUGCUCUGGAAGGCCGGCUCAGCCCCCCUUCAGAGUCGUGAAUCCUGACCUUCACUCAGAGAACCUCUGCUGGGCUCCUGUGCGCUGGUCUCUGCGCUAAGCCUGGGGACAUUCGAUCCAGCGGGGACGGAGUAUGGUGACCGAGCUCGGUUUGACCGGGGUGCCCCAGAACGGAGGGUGUGGGAAGGUUAAUAAGGCUGCUCUUUGGCGUAAAUUGCCAUCGAUUAGGGAUCGUUUCUCAGAAUCGAGUUAGAAGUGAGAGUUCAGAUAAGUGAGGCCGCCAUUGCUGCUUUGAACACCUCAGAAGGGGAGAAUGGAUUUAUCAGGAGUGAAAAAGAAGAGCUUGCUAGGAGUCAAAGAAAAUAAUAAAAAGUCCAGCACUAGGGCUCCUUCUCCUACCAAACGCAAAGACCGCUCUGAUGAGAAGUCCAAAGAUCGUUCUAAAGACAAAGGGGCCACCAAGGAGUCGAGUGAGAAGGAUCGCGGCAGGGAUAAAGCUCGAAAGAGGCGCAGCGCUUCCAGUGGUAGCAGCAGCACCAGGUCUCGGUCUAGCUCGACCUCCAGCUCUGGUUCCAGCACCAGCACAGGCUCAAGCAGUGGUUCUAGCUCCUCUUCGGCAUCGAGCCGCUCAGGAAGUUCUAGCACAUCCCGAAGCUCCAGCUCCAGCAGCUCCUCUGGCUCUCCGAGUCCUUCUCGGCGCAGACACGACAACAGGCGGCGCUCCCGCUCCAAAUCCAAGCCACCUAAAAGAGAUGAAAAGGAGAGAAAGAGGCGGAGCCCUUCCCCAAAACCCACCAAAGUGCACAUUGGGAGGCUCACCAGGAACGUGACCAAGGAUCACAUCAUGGAGAUAUUUUCAACCUAUGGGAAAAUUAAAAUGAUUGACAUGCCCGUAGAGAGGAUGCAUCCUCAUCUGUCCAAAGGCUAUGCGUACGUGGAGUUUGAGAAUCCGGAUGAAGCUGAGAAGGCGCUGAAGCACAUGGACGGAGGACAAAUCGAUGGCCAGGAGAUCACUGCAACUGCUGUGCUGGCCCCCUGGCCUAGGCCACCUCCCAGGCGGUUCAGCCCUCCCAGGAGAAUGUUGCCACCACCUCCCAUGUGGCGCAGGUCACCCCCACGUAUGAGGAGAAGGUCUCGCUCCCCGAGGCGCAGGUCCCCUGUGCGCCGGCGAUCGCGCUCCCCUGGCCGCCGCCGCCACAGGAGCCGCUCCAGCUCCAACUCCUCCCGAUAAGCAGGGUCAUCAAAGCCCGCACCCCUGUAACUUAUGCCCAUCCAUGUCAGUCCUGUCACUUCUAGCCACAGGAGGAUUGGUAGGAAAGGAA
This is a messenger RNA of Galeopterus variegatus (Sunda flying lemur), 1346 nucleotides long. It is a transcript of the gene RNPS1, whose product is annotated as RNA binding protein S1, serine-rich domain. The record is from RefSeq and is a predicted model, not a curated record. The transcript is spliced from 8 exons. Gene Ontology annotation, biological process: mRNA splicing, via spliceosome. NCBI's taxonomy places the organism in Eukaryota, Metazoa, Chordata, Mammalia, Dermoptera, Cynocephalidae. Bases 338 to 1255 code for a protein of 305 amino acids. Gene Ontology annotation, cellular component: ASAP complex; cytoplasm; nucleoplasm. Gene Ontology annotation, molecular function: RNA binding.